AUGUCUACCGCUACUAAUACUUUCUCUUAUAAGGUUAUUGCAGAGGACAAGGAAUUUGUCAAAUCAGAUUUGGAUGAUAGACAAUACCGUGUCAUCCGCUUGCCAAACAACUUAGAGGCACUCUUAAUCCACGACUCUACUUCAGAAAAGGCUGCUGCUGCUAUAGAUGUUAAUGUGGGUUCAGUCCAUGACCCAAAAAACUUGCCGGGUUUGGCCCAUUUUUGUGAACAUUUGUUGUUUAUGGGGACAUCAAAGUUUCCAAAGGAGAAUGAAUAUCAAGAAUAUUUGGCAGAACACUCCGGAAGAUCUAAUGCAUUCACCGCCUCUAACAGUACAAACUAUUAUUUUGAAGUCGACUGGAAGCAUUUAAAUGGUGCGUUGGAUAGAUUCUCGCAGUUUUUCAUCAAUCCUUUGUUUAGCAAAGACGGUCAGGAAAGAGAAAUUAACGCCAUCAACUCUGAACACGAUAAAAAUGUGGAAAAUGACAUUUGGAGAAUGCACCAACUUGGUAAACUUGUGGCCAAUCCUGAACAUCCUCAUACCAAUUUUUCUACUGGUAACUUGGAAACUUUACGAGUUCAGCCUGGAAAAAUUGGUAUUAAUCCAAGAGAUGAAUUACUAAAUUGGUAUAAGACACACUACUCUUCUAAUAUUAUGAAAUUAUGUAUUAUUAGUCAGCAUUCCUUAGAUGAUUUAUCCAAUUUUGCUGCUGAAUAUUUCUCAGAAAUUGAAGAUCGCAAAGUCAACUUGGAUCAACUUAACAAAGAAUCUAAAGAUAUGAGUUACUUGACUUCCAGCCAAUUGUCAAAGCUUAUCAAGGUUAAACCGGUGAAGAAUGUUAAGAGCCUUCGUUUUACUUUUUUUGUUCCCUUAGAUGAGGAAAAAAGCUUCCAUCUCAAGCCUGGCGCUUAUAUUAGCCACCUUGUAGGUCAUGAAUCCAAAGGUUCCUUGUUAUAUUAUUUCAAGAUUACUAAGAACUGGGCGACUGGGUUGUCAUCCUCCUUUAGGAUGGUCUGUGACAGAAACUCUUUAUUUGAAAUUGAGGUUGAUCUCACUGAUGAAGGCUACCAGAACAUUAAUAAUAUUAUAGCCAAGGUUUUUGAAUUCAUUAAUCAUUUAAAGACGCUUGAUGAAUCUGACUAUUAUCAAGUCUAUCAAGAGUUGGUUGAUAUCACAAAAAUUCAAUUUAAAUUCAAGGAAAAAAGUGGGCAAGUGAUGAAUACUGUGUCUGGGUAUACGCAUACCAUGCAAAGCAAAUUCUUAAAAGAUAAUGAAAAGCAUAAAUAUUUAAGUUACUUUUACUUUUUCAACAAAGAAUAUAAUUUUGCCUCGAUUAAGGAAAUUUUGGGUCAUCUUAGACCGGACAACUUCUUGCUUUAUAACAUUAAUCAUUCAUUCGUUGAAUCUGACUUGUCAGCAACUGACCCAUGGUAUGGUACCAAAUAUUCGACUGAAAUUAUUGAUGAUCAACUUAUUAAAUCAUUAUGGGAAGUCGGAUCUGAAGAAGCUUUCCAUUUACCACCUUUGCCUAAUCCUUUCAUUCCAGAAGAUUUCAAAAUCCAAAAUGAGAAGUCUCAGAAGCCUAAAAGUAGACCCUUGUUAGUUUCUAAGGAUUCUAAAAUGGAAAUUUGGUUCAAGAAAGAUGAUAGAUUUUAUACUCCAAAGGGAUCCAUCGCCAUUUUUUUGCAAUUGCCUAAUGCUGUUGGUACUCCAAUUAAUGUUAUUAUGAUGACAAUCUUCAAAGAGCUAUUGAAUUUGAAGUUAAAUGAUAUUUCCUAUCAAGCUUCCUUGGUAGGAUUGAGAGUGGAAAUGUACUCAACCUCCAAGGGUUACGAAAUUUUCAUUAGCGGAUACACUGACAAGCUUUUGGUGUUGCUAAAGCAAUUCUUUGUUGACUUCAUUGAUUUAUUAACUAGUGAUACCGACUUCAACAACGCUGACAAAUUUAAUUUGAUCAAAAACCAGCUUAUCAAAAGAUACAAGAAUUUUAAACAUAUCAAUCCAUACUCUCAAAUUGACUCUCAUUAUCAAAUUUUGGUACAUGAAGAUGUUUAUCAUUCUGAUAUCAAAUUGGAGUAUCUUGUUGAUAGGAAAACGGGUGAAGUUAUUCAUGACUAUGUGAAUUUUGAAACUUUCAAUAAUUACUUGAAAACAUUCUUGAAGCAUGCCUAUGUUACUUCCUUGAUUCUUGGUAAUUUCAAUGAAAAGUUAGUUAUUCCAAGCUUCAUUAAUACCAUCAAGGAAUAUUUCUUGGAAAAUGAGAAAGUUAAUUUUAGAAAUGUGUCCGCAGCCCAGAAUUUAAGUAAUGUUAGCAGAACUAUUAAAUUGGAUGAAGGUUUAGUGAACAGGUAUGAAAUUGAUGCUGAAAACUCGAAUUCCUGUAUAUUCUACUAUUUCCAGGUUGGAGAAGUCUACCCAAUGCUUUUUGAUUUGCAAUACCCGGAUUCUCGUUCCACUGCUACUGGUGCUUUAAAACAACCAUCUAACGAUAUUUCUCCCGGUAAAGCCUUAUUGGCUUUUUCUGCCUUAAAAAGUUUUCUUAGAGAACCCUUCUUUGAUCAAUUGCGUACCAAAGAACAGCUAGGUUACAUCGUUUUUGCUUCCCCACAAAUUUCAAGAACUGUCUAUGGGUUCAGAGUGUUGGUGCAGAGCAGCGUUAAAUCGACUUAUUACUUAGAGUCUAGAAUCAAGCAUUUUAUCAAUAAUGGACUCAAGGAUAUGGUUCAUAAUAUGAGUGAUGAAGAAUUCAAAAAGACCAUUGACUCGUUGAGAAACUCCUUGGAGCAUAGCUUGAAAUUCAAAAAUUUAAAUGAAGAAUUUUACGCUUAUUCAGGAAAAAUUUACGGCGGGAUGUAUCAGUUUAAUGCCAACAAGUUGAAAUUGGAUAAUUUGGAAAACCUUACCAAACAAGAUAUUAUUGAUGUCUUUGAUAAAUACAUUUUGAAUGAUUCAACCUCUAAAAGGUUAAUCGUCCAUCUCAAGGGCAAAAAUGAAAAGAAAUUAGUCGACGGUUCUGAUUUUCCUGCUAAUUUCCCAGAAGGUAAGCUAAUUACAAAUGUUGGAGAAUUUAAGAGUGGCUUCUCAUUAUCUGCCUCUGGUAGACCACUUAUGGAUAUUGAGUAUUAUAAGAGCUAUAGAACCAAUGAUGAUGGUGAUUUGGACUCAAAACUCUAA
This is a messenger RNA of Saccharomycopsis crataegensis, 3174 nucleotides long. It is a transcript of the gene STE23, whose product is annotated as metalloendopeptidase. Gene Ontology annotation, biological process: peptide catabolic process. The transcript has a single exon. Gene Ontology annotation, cellular component: mitochondrion; cytosol. Bases 1 to 3174 code for a protein of 1057 amino acids. The record is from RefSeq and is a predicted model, not a curated record. Gene Ontology annotation, molecular function: metalloendopeptidase activity; metal ion binding. NCBI's taxonomy places the organism in Eukaryota, Fungi, Ascomycota, Saccharomycetes, Ascoideales, Saccharomycopsidaceae.